Odobenus rosmarus divergens (Pacific walrus) is the source of this 681-nucleotide messenger RNA. It is a transcript of the gene EBI3, whose product is annotated as Epstein-Barr virus induced 3. Gene Ontology annotation, cellular component: membrane; external side of plasma membrane. Gene Ontology annotation, biological process: cytokine-mediated signaling pathway. The coding region runs from base 1 to 681 and encodes 226 amino acids. The transcript is spliced from 5 exons. The record is from RefSeq and is a predicted model, not a curated record. Gene Ontology annotation, molecular function: cytokine receptor activity; protein binding. Lineage: Eukaryota; Metazoa; Chordata; Mammalia; Carnivora; Odobenidae.
AUGGCCUCAAGACUUCUCCUGGUGCUCACCCUCUGGGUGGGCUGCUCACCCUGCAGCGGGAGAGAAGCAGCUCCCACCCAGCCCAGGGUGCGGUGCCGGGCCUCUAGGUACCCAAUUGCCGUGGAUUGCUCCUGGACCCUGCUGCCCACUGCACACUCCGCCAAGCCCACGUCCUUCAUUGCCUCGUACAGGCUCGGUGUGGCUGCCCAUGGGGAGAGCCGACCCUGCCUCCAGCUGACCCCUGAGGCCACCAGCUGCACCAUCCCAGACGUCCAGCUGUUCUCCAUGGUGCCUUAUAUACUCAACGUCACAGCGGUCCAGCCCUGGGGCAGCAGCAGCAGCUUCGUGCCCUUUGUUCCCGAGCAUAUCAUCAAACCAGACCCUCCCGAAGGCGUCCGCCUGAGCCCCCUCCCUGGGCAGCGGCUGUGGGUGCAGUGGGAACCCCCCCGGUCCUGGCCGUUCCCAGAGAUCUUCUCACUCAAGUACUGGAUCCGAUACAAGCAUCACGGAUCCGCCCGCUUCCGCCAGGUGGGGCCUAUUGAAGCCACAUCCUUCACCCUCAGGGCUGUGAGGCCCCAAGCCAGGUACUGCAUCCAGGUGGCUGCUCAGGACCUCACCGACUAUGGGGAAGCAAGUGACUGGAGUCUCCCUGCUGCUGCCUCCAAGCCCAUGGGCAAAUAG